Molecule: messenger RNA, 1512 nt
Organism: Caenorhabditis briggsae
Lineage: Eukaryota; Metazoa; Nematoda; Chromadorea; Rhabditida; Rhabditidae
Exons: 6
Coding region: 1-1512 (503 amino acids)
Source: RefSeq, a predicted model, not a curated record
AUGAAGGAAAUUCAACAUGAUUAUAAAUUCGUACUAAUCUCGUUAAUACUUUUUAUCUUUAUAUUUUAUUCUUAUGAACCUGAUUUUGGACUUCUGGAAACUAUUGGCGGAAUAUUGAGCAUUUUAGCAGGUGAACCUAUAAACGCUUCAUUUCCGAUUACAUUCUAUCAAUCUGCGUAUGUUGAUUAUCGAUUUAAUCCCCCACGUCUUCGAAUAUUUACACUAAACAAAUGUGUAAAGAAUAAUCAAUUCUUGUUAUCUGACCUACAUCUCAAUGGGAAUAAUUCUGCACCAGUCAGAAAAAAAAUUUAUGGGAAACCUCUGGAUGGGCACUGUCCAUCAAUUUAUAUUCCAGCAUCGUCAUGUCUCUAUGUCCCGUAUACAUUUUCAAUUACCUUGAAACAAAAUGAAGAUCCGAAAAAUGUAGUUUUGUAUUUUGAAAUGACAAAAGUAAUACAAUAUUUCCAGGUUACCAUUUUCUUGGGCAGUGGGAAAGUAGAAUUAAAUGUUCAAAAGAUUUAUAAGAAGUCAACGGAAGGGAUCACUGUAUGUCUUCAACCAGUGUACUACUUCUCUCAAUGGCAGAAUAUAGUACUGUAUAUUGAAGCAUGGAGAGCUCAAGGAGCCACUCGCUUCAUUGUAUACUUUCAUUCUGCAACAAAAGAAACUUGGAAGACGUUGGAGUAUUACAGAGACUUGGGAUUGAUUGAAAUCAAAUCCUGGCCCAGUUUCCCAAGUUUACCAGCUGACAUCGCUGAUAAAUAUCCCAAAAUUGACGAUAGCGUUUUCAUACUUUCAUAUUUCAUGGCUAUGAAUAUCUGUAUUCUCGAUAUCAAAACAACAAUUGGAACUGUUGCUGAUUUUGAUGAAGUCAUGGUUCCAACGAAUGGUAGACUUCUGGAUUAUGCGACUAAAGAAAUGAUGGGUACUAAAGUUGGAGCUCUUUCCUUCGAGAAUCAUUACAUAUCAUUGACCCCAAAAAUCUAUACAUCUAACUUCUCUAGAGUGGCAUCACCGAAGUUUCAGACUUUCGGUAAACAGACAAAAUACAUUUUCAACGCAUCUGUUCUUGCCAUUGCACAAGUUCAUUGGCCUCAUAGCUUUGUUGAUUCUUAUUUUUCUUGGACGAGGACAAAAAAAGUAAGUUUUUUUCAGAAACUUGAAGUAUUUUUCCAAAUGAGUAGCUUCCAGGCAGAAGGUGCACUUCUUCAUUUUCGAUAUGAACCUGGAGUUGGAAAUCUUGAAACUACGGAAAAGCCUUUCCGUUUCUUCCCAGACAAUCCUUCUAUUCAUAUCAAAAAUAUGGAAGAUACGGCUCAAAACAUAUUCAACGGUGUGAUGCCAAAGUUUUCUUCAAAACCAUACGACGCUUUACAGAAAUGUGUCAGUAAAAUUAUCCCAGUGGAAGAUAAGGUCUGCCGGAGUACAAGUGGAAUCUGUAGAGAUGAAAUGGAUAAAGUGGAGGACUGGGUUUAUGACAAAUCUGAACCAAUAUUUUUGGUAGCAUCCUAA